AUAUCUCUUCCUCUCUCUUACUCCUCUCUUCUAGCCUUUGGGCCCAGCGUUGCGUAGCACGCCCUUCUCUCUCUUGUCAAUUUAUUAUCUUUUCAUGUUCGUAUCCUUUAACGCCUUCUCCAUUCUUUGUCUCACUCACUUGCCUUUCUUGACAGCUCACAUUCGCAUUUUUUUGCUAUAAUGUCUGCUACUGAGGCCACCGCUGCUGUUUCCGCUGAGGAAGUAAAGGUCCUUGAGACCCCUGUCGUUGACCCCGAACUUGAGGUUCCCGCUGUUGAAGAGCCCACUCCUGCUGCUGAAGCACCAAAGGAGGAAGUCAAGGCUGAUGAGGCCGCCCCCGCCGUCGAGGCUGCUCCCGAUGCUCCUGCAGAGUCCCCCAAGGAGGAAGCCAAGACUGAGGUUAAGAAGGAGGAACGCCCCAAGAGCCCAGGUCUCCUUGCCAAGCUCCUUGCCCCUUUCAAGGAAGGCAAGACUAGGGUAGAGAAGAAGGUCAGGGCUCCCAAGAGUCCUAAGAAGGAGAAGAAAAAGGAAGAAUUGAAGGAGGAGGCCGCUCCUCCCGCUGAGGAGCCUGCCACAGAGGAGGCGCCUCCCACUGAGGCAAAGGUUGAGGAGACACCUGCUGUCGUCGAGCCUCCUGCCGCUGAGGAGCCUGCAGUUGAGCCUGUCAAAGAAACUGAGACCGCCGCCGCCGAGGCUCCCGCUGCAGAGCCUGCAUCUGAGGCCGCCCCGGAGACUCCGGCUGAGGCCCCGAAGGAGGAGAAGGAGGACAAAAAGGAGAAGGAAAACAGGGCUGCCAAGGUUGGCCGCCGCCUGUCUGCGCGUGUGGGCGACCUUUUCAGAUCCAAGCCAAAGACGGAGCUCUCGACUCCUGCCAAGGUGGAUGAGCAUCCCCCUGUGAUUGAUGAACCUGCUCCAGUUGCUCCCCUCGAGAACCCUGCCGGUUCGGAGCCUGCUCCCGUACAGGCUGCUGCACUUCCCACCGAGGAGACCGUCCUCGCCGAGCCUGCACCUGUUGCCGCCCCCGUGAUCUCGGCUGUCGCAUAAGCGCUUAAUCCGAGGCUGUUGGUAAUAUCAUGAACGAUACGAGCGCAUAUUCAUCUGCUCCUCUUUAUUACUUUGGUAUGUUGAGCAGUCUUUCUCACUGCACUUGGUUUUGGUCAUUAUCAGGAUCCCUUCAUUAGCUCUCCUCAUGUCUUUUUACCCUCUUCUGCUACCAUACUCGUUGGAUUUGGUCUUUGCUUUCUCUUCACGACUCUACUCAUCAUGACUACAUUCCGAUCCGUGUUUUCACUACCUAAUAUCGAUCUUGAUCAUUGAUACCCUUACUUUGCUAUGGUCGGAUCAGUUAACCAUGUCGUUAAAGUUCUAUCGUGUAAUGAUGUUGGAGGGUUGUAUGGACAUCAAGAAACCCCUUGAGCUCUU
Suillus subalutaceus is the source of this 1422-nucleotide messenger RNA. RefSeq lists its product as uncharacterized. NCBI's taxonomy places the organism in Eukaryota, Fungi, Basidiomycota, Agaricomycetes, Boletales, Suillaceae. The coding region runs from base 181 to 1044 and encodes 287 amino acids. The record is from RefSeq and is a predicted model, not a curated record. The transcript has 7 exons.